CAAGGAGCUCUCUCCGCCGCCGAACCAGUCUCCGCGUCGUGCCGCUGACCGAAACCAUGGCCGUGUAUUACCGGUACAAGAGCGGCGUCCAGACGUUCUCCGUGCCCGUGGCGGCGCCCUCUGUCUCCGUCGCCGACCUCAAGAACCUCAUCCUGAGGACCGCCCGCCACGGCCAUGGCCGGACGCGCGGCCGUGGGCCGAGGGAGACCGUGGCGCUGUACGACGAGCGGACGGGCGAGGAGUACACGGACGGCAGCGCGCUUAUCCCCCGCAGCUCGACGGUGCUGGUGCGCCGGGUCGCCGGGCCCCCCGCCGAGGCCAUCACCGUCGCCUCAUCCCCGCCGCCGCCACCUGAAGCGACGACACGUGGUGGCACGCCGUCGGAUUCCGCCGUGACAUCGAGUUCGAGCGCCGAAGACGACGAGACCAGGGCCAUCAGCGCCGUCAUCGACGCCGCGGAGCUCAAGUGGGAAGGCCACCACCCGUGUCAAGGAGGGCGUUGCUACGGUCACCGUGGCGGUCUCGAGGGGAGGGCGGCGCCGCCGGCUGGGUACGUGUGCCACAGGUGCCGCGUCCCGGGGCACUUCAUCCAGCACUGCCCCACCAAUGGCGAUCCAAGAUACGACCUGGGAAGGGGGUCGUCCAACACCAAUCUGCCUACUCCGUCGCCAGUGUCCACGAGCCUCGACGACGGGGUCCCGCCGGAGCUCCACUGCAAGAUCUGCAACAAGGUGAUGGCCGACGCUGUAGUGGCCUCCAGGUGCUGCUUCGGCAGCUUCUGCAACGCGUGCAUCAGGGGCCAGAUCGCCGCCAAGUCCAGGUGCGCGUGUGGCGCGCAGUCUCGAGCCGACGACCUCAUCCCCAAUCUUACGCUGCGUGCCACGAUCGCCAAACUUCUUGCCACGAGUGCCGCCGGCAGCGGAUCAGCGGGCACAAGCAAUCGGAAGAGCUCGGCCGGCAGCAACGCAGAGCCCACGUCGCAGAGUGCCGCCGCCUCGCAGGAGAGCCACAGCCGCGUCACGGCGAACGCCGGAUCGGAGCACAGCGAAGGGAGCGCGUCAUCGACGUCCAAGAGCGCGACACCUCCGGCGGCGCGCGCGCCAAGAACGGAGCGGACUACGGCGGACUCGGCGGAAACCGGUGCGCACGCCGGCUACCCGGAGCAGUACAGCUACAUGAACCCCGUCGGCCCUGCUUGCUACGAUCCGUUCUUCGGUGCGACGCCGUGGGCUUGUGAUCCUUACAUGCACAUGUACUACGGCAUGCCUUACGGUGGUGGCUACACGAAUGUCCCCGUGCCGGCCGGCUACCACAAUGUGCCAUGCCAUGGGAGGAAGAGGACGGCCGAUGGGGAGUUUCAGAGACAGGAGGCUAGUUUCAAGAGAAGAUGUGGAGGCAGAUCGGAGGUUGCUUUCUGACACGCAAGAACUUGAUGCGGGAGUUUCUGAAUCGCUGCUGAAUGCCUGCUACUGCACAUCGAUCUUCUUUCACUCGUAGCAAUAGUGAUCGUGUAUGUAAUGGUGUACUGAAAAUUAAAUGAAGUAUCUGUAAACUUUACACUUUCGUUCAUGGCUAAAACCAGAGACUUCAUGUUUG
Setaria italica (foxtail millet) is the source of this 1596-nucleotide messenger RNA. Its product is annotated as E3 ubiquitin ligase PQT3-like. The transcript has a single exon. NCBI's taxonomy places the organism in Eukaryota, Viridiplantae, Streptophyta, Magnoliopsida, Poales, Poaceae. Gene Ontology annotation, molecular function: ubiquitin protein ligase activity; zinc ion binding. The record is from RefSeq and is a predicted model, not a curated record. Gene Ontology annotation, cellular component: nucleus. Bases 57 to 1418 code for a protein of 453 amino acids. Gene Ontology annotation, biological process: protein ubiquitination; ubiquitin-dependent protein catabolic process; mRNA processing.